This is a messenger RNA of Xiphophorus hellerii (green swordtail), 3572 nucleotides long. RefSeq names its product LIM domain-binding protein 3-like. NCBI's taxonomy places the organism in Eukaryota, Metazoa, Chordata, Actinopteri, Cyprinodontiformes, Poeciliidae. Gene Ontology annotation, cellular component: stress fiber; adherens junction; filamentous actin. Gene Ontology annotation, biological process: muscle structure development; actin cytoskeleton organization; heart development. Gene Ontology annotation, molecular function: actin binding; muscle alpha-actinin binding. The record is from RefSeq and is a predicted model, not a curated record. The coding region runs from base 127 to 1935 and encodes 602 amino acids. The transcript has 14 exons.
UCCGGUCUCCCUCCGCUCCGUGGCAGGGAGUUCGGACGGGACCGGAGCUGGAUCCCGGACCGCCGCAGACCCGUGCUCCCAGCCAGAGCGUCUCUGCGGUUCGGAGCCGAGGACCCGCCUGGAGGAAUGAGCUGCUACACGGUGACCCUACCGGGCCCCGGGCCCUGGGGCUUCAGGCUGCAGGGGGGCAAGGACUUCAACAUGCCGCUGACCGUCUCCAGGAUCACGCCGGGCAGCAAGGCGGCGCAGGGGAACCUGAUCCAGGGCGACGUCAUCGUGGCCAUCGACGGCGUCAGCACCGAGGGGAUGACCCACCUGGAGGCCCAGAACAAGAUCAAGAUGGCGCACCACAGCCUGGCGCUCACCAUGACCAAGUCGAAGCGUCCCGUUCCCAUGGCGCUGCCCAGAAUGGACGCCAUGAUUCCCAUGAUCCCUCACCAGCAGGUUUUCUGCCCCGCUCCUCCCAAUGCCGGCUUCAGCCCCGGCGUGCUGAAGGACUCGGGCCUGUCGGCCCAGAAGACCAUCGAGGUGACGGGUCCAGGCGGGAAGGCCACCAUCAUCCACGCCCAGUACAACACGCCCAUCAGCCUGUACUCACAGGACGCCAUCAUGGACACCAUCGCCGGCCAAUCGCAGUCCAAGGGACACGAUGCUGGUCGUGUCUCUGUUAGCGACCGGCUGGUGGACAGCGCCUCUCCGGUCUACCAGGCGGUCCGGACCACAGACCAGAACCAGAACGACUGGAGCCGCCGCAGCGCCCAGUCCAAGACCUUCCAGCUGCUGGCCCACCUGACCCACACCGAGCCCACUCAGCAGCAGGAUGAGGAUGAGGAGGUGAUGAAGAGGAGCAGCCAGUACGGGAUGGCCCCGCCCACGCACCAGGCUCCACCCCCUCAGCAGUACCAGCCAAUGCCGCAGCAGUUCCAGCCGAUGCCCCCGCUCUACCAGCAGCCCCCCCCACUCCAAGCCCCGCCCACCCAGCAGAGCUCCAUCCAGAUCCCCGUUGGCUCCGCCCCCCCGAAGGUGGUCAGCACAGCCUGCAUCUUCCCCUCCCAGCCAGCUCCAGUCCCGCCCCAGCCCCGCCCUGCAGCAGCCGCGCCGGCCCCGCCCCCUGCCGCUCCUCCUCCGGGUUCCUCCACCGCCAACCGACCGCCCUGGGUGACCGACACCAACUUCGCCGAUAAGUUCGACCCUGGAAAGACCACCUCCUCCUCCGUGAAGGUCCAACCGCUUCCUCAGGCGGCCCCGCCCCCGCCGGCGUACAUCCCUAACCCGUCCCCCGCCGGGCCGCCCGCUCCCAGCCCCGCCCCUGUCACACCGAGCCCCGCCCCUUUCCUUCCUGUGGCAAGGGGCGUGGCUCAAAGAGCAGAGAGGUUCGCCGCCAGCAGCCGCACGCCUCUGUGUUCAGCGUGCAACAGCGUCAUUAGGGGCCCCUUCCUGGUGGCCCUCGGCCGGUCCUGGCACCCCGAGGAGUUCAACUGCCACUACUGCCACGUCUCCCUGGCCGACGUCAGCUUCGUGGAGGAGCAGAACAACGUCUACUGUGAGAACUGCUACGAGGAGUUCUUCGCUCCAACCUGCGCCCGCUGCAACACCAAGAUCAUGGGGGAAGUGAUGCACGCCCUGCGACAGACGUGGCACACCACCUGCUUCGUGUGCGCUGCCUGCGGGAAACCGUUUGGAAACAGCCUGUUCCACAUGGAGGACGGGGAGCCGUACUGCGAGAAAGAUUACGUCGCUCUGUUCAGCACCAAGUGUCACGGCUGCGACUUCCCGGUGGAGGCUGGAGAUAAGUUCAUCGAGGCUCUGGGACACACCUGGCACGACACCUGUUUCGUGUGCGCGGUGUGCCACAUGAACCUGGAGGGUCAACCCUUCUACUCCAAGAAGGACAAGCCUCUGUGCAAGAAGCACGCCCACGCCAUCAACGUGUAGAGCUGAGCUGACCGAGCAGCCGCCGUGCUAACCGCCUGCUAUUGAUGAUGAUGAUGAUGAUGAUUCUGCUUCCAGACAGGAAGUCCUGCUGCUGCAGGUGACCGGGGGUCAGGUCAGAGACAGCCGGCUCCAUGCUGCGCCUGCAGGGCAACAUAAUCCCUCAAGUUACAGACGAUGGGUUGAUGCUGGAAAACAAAUUAUUUUUAACGUCACUUUUAGUCGUUUAAUAAAGUUUGAUGUUUUAACACAAAGUUUUAGAUUUUAAAUCUGUGCCAUCUUAUUUAUUCUAGACAGAAAUCAUAAUUUUCUGUUUUUAUUUUUUAAUCAACCUGCAGAAGUGCCUGUUUGACUUUAUGACUUUUAUUACGUAUAAAGAAGCUUUCAGCUCAACAAGAGGAGUUUGGUUCUGGUUCUGGUUCUGGUUCUGGUGCCGAUCACUGACUGAACAGCAUCAGAUCCAGAAACUCUCCGCUGUGAAGCUUUUCUGUCUGCAGCAGCUUCAUCUCAGACCCAACAGGACAAACAUCCAGGAAACGAUAAGGAGGCGUUUCCUGGACCUGCAGGGGGCGCUGCUGCAGACUGAGCUGAUGGCGCCGAUCCGCCUCCGUCUUUAACUGAAACCUUUUCUAUUUAUUGAUCGCUGAGUGUAUUCUGAAGUGUUUAUUUUAGAUUUUUUCUAUCUGAACUGUAAACGUAUCUGAGCUGCUGCAGAUCAGACGCUCGGGUGUAAUGGGUCCGUUCAUACUGCAGAACUUCAGAACCACUUCCUCUGGAUUACAAGAGGCUGCAGCUUCAGGUAAAUUACACAUAAACAGAAAUAAUCCAGACAGCAGUGAGUGUAGAGACAAUCAUCUCUCCACUAUCUGCUGUAGUUAGAGGAGCGGUAAAUCUGAAAGUUUGAUCAGAAUCUGGAUCAGAAACCAGAUUCUAAUCCAGAAAAUUCAAGGUUGGAACUGAGAUUAUUUUGGACCACAGAAACCACGCUGCUAACUAUAAAUACUGUUUUAGCGUCUCCUGGUGGCUAGUAGAAGAAUUGCAAUUAGAUCUAUCUUUAACCUCCAUCUCUGCUGCUUCUUUUAGUUAAUAAGCACCAGCAGGUAUCUUUUAAUAUCCAGACCUCUGCUGUCAACCAGAAAGAACAUCGUCCAACAGGACAGAAUCAUCUGCAUAGAGGCGAAUAUUAAAUAUCAAAUGCUAUGUUUGCUAAACCGCCGCUGCGUUGGCUGAGUAGCUGUUCAGAAAACAGAAACCUGCUGCCAGAGACCUGAGGUGAAUAUUUCAGGUGGUCUGCAUUAUAUCCUGGGAUGUAAUUCAGCUACACAACAAUUUUAAACAAUGUUUGAAAGUUAUUUUGACUUUAAUUCUCGUUGUAUAUUUGUAACAACUGGUUUGUGUUUUCUGAUCGGACUCUGUAAUUUGGUUUAACGUUCUCACAGAAAUCAUGAAAGCUGUUAGUUAACAAGGUUUUUGCUAAUUAUUGGGCUAAAAUGCUUUUUAUUUAUGGAUUUAUACUCAUAAACGUUUUUAUAGCAGCCUCUACUGGCCGCUGAAGAAACUGCAGCCACACCAAGCCAAGAAAAAAAAAACGUAACUAAAGUCAGAUCAUAAUUUAAAUUUGUAUUAUUUAUGGAGCAAAA